AUGGUCUACCUGCCCCCUCCACAUCUCGCGUCAGAGACGCGUCCUUCCUAUGGCGAGACCUACGCGAAGAUCCUCGCCACUCAUCGUCGCUCCCCCACCACUUCCGCCUCGUCGGUCAUCAUUCUCGUAGCCCCUGAUGUAGAUGCGCUCUGUGCCGCACAAAUGCUGGCGGAGCUCUUCAAGCAGGACGACGUCAUGUACCGGAUUAUUCCGGUCGUGCAGCUGCACACAUUGCUUCUCCUAAACAUGGGUGCCAUCCUCGAUCUGCCAUCCUCGGAAUGGUUUGGGGACUUCGAUCCACGGCUGACGGUGCAUGUCAUCGACUCGUCAAGACCUCAGAACUUACGACGAAGAGUCGCUGAAGAAGAUGAGGACGAAGAGUCCGCCGGUCUGCGCGUAUGUCAAGAGAAUGCGGGCGGAAUACGCGGCGCGAUUGGAGAACAUUACAUGUCUGGAACGUGGCACGGUCAAAGUGCCUCCGGUACAAUCUACAUUCUGGCGACCGUGCUAGAGCGCGUCGACAACGACCUCCUUUGGCUCGCAGUAUUGGUCGCGCGCCUCAAUCCCCCUCCGCCCGCAUCUGCGGCAGCCGAAUAUGACUUCAAGCCCCAGAACCCCGACGACACGUCCGUGUACGCCUCAGACGAACUACGCUUCACGAUGUUCCGCCACUGGAAUGUGUACGAUGCGAUGUAUCAUUCAUACUAUUUUUCAAUACCAGAGACGCAGCAGCCGUAUUCUCAUAUGGCGAAAGACCUCAAGCUCUCCCUUCGGCAAAAGCUCGACCAAAUUGCACCCGAAUACGGGCUUGUCGAGCUCUCAUAUCCUCCUUACGCGGUGUUAUGGCUACCGCUCUCUUCCCUCUCUGCCGCCGACGCUGUCGAGGCGGUCUCCGCGCUGCUCGACGUGGCCGGCGGUGUGCGGAUGGAGGUAGAGGUCGAAGGUGCGCGAAAUGGCGGAGAGUGGUUUGGCGGGGGCCGCGUGUGGAAUGGCGCCAAGGAAGGUAGACGAAGGGACGAGGAGCGCGAAAACAUCCCACCGGGCGGCGCCGCGAGUGCUGUGAAGACCUCAAACGCACUCGCGAACGUCGAUGGCAAGGAUGACGGGGGCAGCGCAGAGCUGCAGUGGUGGGUGAAGAACUUCUGGACUGCGUUCGACGCGCUCAACGACAUCGUCCGACUGCGCGAGGCACUUCCACUCGCGAUGGCACUCCACCGCGCGAUCAUGCGUCAGGGCUCGUCCAUCAUCGACAAGCACGAUAUUCGCACACUACGCGGGCACCGCGUCGUCAUCCUCUCUCAAGGCCCGGAUCUCGCCUUGUUUGCGCAUCCUGGUGUGCUCUCCCGCCUUGCACUCUGGCUCGUCGAAGCGCUUCGCGAUCGCCUAGCGGGCACUCAAGCGGCAUUCUCUCGAAGCAAGCGGAAGAGUCUGCCGUUGGUGCUAGCGUGCAUGAACGAGAGGGAAGGGACGUACAUCGUCGUGGGUGUCAUGGGUGCUCUGGAUUAUGGUGACGUCCGGAAGAAUGAAUUCGGUCUCGCAUUUUUGGACGCGAAAGAACGAUGCAACGCGCGAACGCGUCACGGCUCAUUCGACACGAGUGUCCUGGAGAUAAACAAGGACGAUCUCAAGGUCUUCCUUGAAACGCUGUGCGAGCGGCAUUGAUACCACUUGUAGCAAGAUGGACAACGACAAUCUGAUUGCGCAGCUGUUGACCAUGCCAAUGUCAUGCCUAAUACAUCUGUAAUGAGUAGUCCGCGGUUGUAAUGUGUACCUGUGUAUUCUGGCAUCAUCGCGAGUGUGUCGCAUUCUAACUUAGCAAUAUAUAUAGAGCGUGUGCGUCUUCCUAGUACAUGCUGAAACAAGACAGCUGCUCCAGUAUACAUUGUAUGCUUCCACCGGUAGACCCGAUACAUGUUUUCACGGCCCACGGGCGCAACUCAGAGGACUCCUUUCGUACUGGGGAUAUCAUUGCCGCCAGUUCUUUCGAUUGCUUGGCGGAUGGCUAAGGCCAACGCCUUGAAAGCGGACUCGGCCCUACGCAUCCUAGUUAGCCGGAUGUA
Messenger RNA from Fomitopsis serialis, 2060 nucleotides. Its product is annotated as CDC45-like protein-domain-containing protein. The transcript has 9 exons. The record is from RefSeq and is a predicted model, not a curated record. NCBI's taxonomy places the organism in Eukaryota, Fungi, Basidiomycota, Agaricomycetes, Polyporales, Fomitopsidaceae. Gene Ontology annotation, cellular component: DNA replication preinitiation complex. Gene Ontology annotation, molecular function: single-stranded DNA binding; chromatin binding; DNA replication origin binding. Gene Ontology annotation, biological process: double-strand break repair via break-induced replication; mitotic DNA replication preinitiation complex assembly; DNA replication initiation. The coding region runs from base 1 to 1662 and encodes 553 amino acids.